AUGAAGGUUCUUACCGAGAAAAAGAACGUGAGCCACGAGCGCGUGAGAUGGCACGACGCACGCGUCAUCUUCAUAAUUUCAAGCUCCCUGCUCAUGUAUGGAGCGACGUAUUCACACCUGGUGUCUUUCUUCGGGGAAUACAACAAGGACAUUGGAAACUCAGCGUUCGAGUAUGGACUCGUGCUGGCCACUUACCCGUUAGCCCAGAUGCUCAUGGGGCCUUUCGCGACGAAAGUUUCCACGUGGAACAUCAUGACAGACAAGAACCUGUUGAUCGUGUCGCUGUUCGUGGAUGCGCUUUUCUGCUCGAUGCCGGCUCUGCUGUCUCACUUCCAAGUCGGUAAUCGAACAUUCCUCUAUCUCAUGAUCGCUCUUCGAAUCAUUCAGUCGGUCGGUGGUACGACAGGAUCGGUGUUGGUGUACAUAAUCAGCGGAGUGGAAAUUCCUCAUCUGACGCACAUCAUGAUACCCAUCUUGGAGACAGUGUACGGAAUGGCCGUAGUCGUGGGUCCAGCGGCCGGUGCAGUGCUCUGCGACUUUUUCGGGUUCGGGGCGCCUUUCUUGACGCUGGGCUUUGUGGAAAUGCUUCUCGCUGUCCUCACGAUAUUCGUGCUGCCCCCCUCUUCAGCCGCGUCGGCAUCCCACGGUUCGGCGAAGUUCCGGAAAGCCGUGAAACCCAGCGUCCUGCUCAACAUACUCACAACAAUAAACACUUUCGCCGUCCUGGCUUACAACGAAGCGACUCUGACAUAUCAGCUCAAACGUUUCGAUCUCUCCAGGUCUGCGAAAGGUCUCGUUUUCUUCUUCCCGGCGGGCGUAUACGCCGUGUCCAGUUUGUUCUUCGGCUUCCAGAUCAAGCGUUUCUCCGACGCUCGUAUAAUUGUGAUUGGAGGAUCUCUGGUGAGCGUUCUCUCCCUGUUCGGACUCGGACCUCUGGUGACGCAUUGGCCCAAGCUAUGGAUUGUCCUCGUCUGUCAAGCUCUGUUCGGAUUUGGAUUGGGGCCGGCAUUCGUUUGCUCGUACCUACACUCGGUCUCCGAGAUCGACGGUGGUCAAGAGUCCAAAGAAGCUCUCGCGAUUGUCACAGGGCUCAUGGAGCCCUCAGUCGCGUUGGGUAAUCUGCUCGGUAGCUUGUUCGCCGGCUGGAUGUUGGACGCCUUUUCGUAUAAUGUCGGUGCGGCCUCGAAUAUGCUACAGAUCUUGAUAAUCACUGUGUUACAAUCCGCGCUCGUGAUCUAUUCUCGAUGUAGAGCCAGGAGGAAGGAGGCAUUCAACGACGUGAUGUGAGAGAAAAUCUCAUGGGACGUUCCGAAAUCGUAUCCGAUUAGCGAAAAAGCUGGAUAGAUUCACUCGCUUCAAUAGUCAUGGUGAUGGGCUCCCAAAUCGUAUCGUUGGGCAGCUCAUAUUUCCAACCGUUGAUCUGCUCAUUCCGUGUAUAAAUAUCUCUCUCGUCGGCGCGGCCCUCGAAAUUUGAAUCGCUGAUCCGACGUGAACAGCGGUCCCCAUCUCACUUGGGCGGUCAAAAUGAGAGCCUUUUGAUAAAAAUGCAAUUUGAGCCAUCGCGGACCCGCUCGAGACGAGUUCGAAUUCAUGGCUGAGAAUCAAAGCGUCGAAUUUCAAGGCGAGAAUGCAAUACGACAGAGCGAUAGCGGUAGGGUACGCGGAGUCGUAGCUCCCGAUGCAUUGCACCUCUUCCAAGAACGGGAAUUUUUUUUCGAUGAUGGUCACUGAAGAGGGAGCUCGCGCGCAAUCGUUACAAUUACGUGUGAUAGAUGGAGACGCCAAGGCGCGUUUCACU
Molecule: messenger RNA, 1798 nt
Organism: Galendromus occidentalis (western predatory mite)
Lineage: Eukaryota; Metazoa; Arthropoda; Arachnida; Mesostigmata; Phytoseiidae
Product: synaptic vesicular amine transporter-like
Exons: 1
Coding region: 1-1287 (428 amino acids)
Biological process (GO): transmembrane transport
Molecular function (GO): transmembrane transporter activity
Source: RefSeq, a predicted model, not a curated record